AUGAUUCCCAUCUAUUUUGACGAUCGUAUCCUUGGCUCCGAAGAUCUAAAACGCGUCUCACAGAUGUUUAUUUCCUAUGGCAAAACGGGAAAGAAUUACCAUGAGCAAGACUUGGGGUUCGUCACUCGUACGCAUGAUUCAAUCCAGUGCCUAUCGAAUCUCCCCCACAUCGCUCUUCUCCUCGACCUCAAUGUGAAACCAAAGCUUAACGUCACAUUCCUGGAAAAUGAGCCAAAUCUUGUUGAAACGGACCGAUGUCUGAGGGUCUACGCUUCUGGAAUAAGCAAAAUCACAUUUCCAUUCUUGAGCCAACAUCCCCAUUUUGCGAGAGGGCUGCGUAAGCUUGUCUCUCGGCAGAAGGAAGUGCUAUCCCAAACCACUCUCGAAGCCCUCGUCAAAUUUGGAAGUACUGCCAGACUACGCAACUUGCAGUGGGAAGCACAAGAUGCAUGA
Molecule: messenger RNA, 453 nt
Organism: Suillus discolor
Lineage: Eukaryota; Fungi; Basidiomycota; Agaricomycetes; Boletales; Suillaceae
Exons: 1
Coding region: 1-453 (150 amino acids)
Source: RefSeq, a predicted model, not a curated record